Molecule: messenger RNA, 2812 nt
Organism: Peromyscus eremicus (cactus mouse)
Lineage: Eukaryota; Metazoa; Chordata; Mammalia; Rodentia; Cricetidae
Gene: Golga7b
Product: golgin A7 family member B
Exons: 6
Coding region: 434-937 (167 amino acids)
Biological process (GO): protein targeting to membrane; peptidyl-L-cysteine S-palmitoylation
Cellular component (GO): palmitoyltransferase complex
Source: RefSeq, a predicted model, not a curated record
GACCCUCUGUGCUUGCAUAGAUGACCUCAAGGCCUUGGAGUUCAGGUUGUACAGCGUACAGCGUAGGUGGAAAGACUCCCGGGAAAGAGGCAGCAUCACACUUGGUGCCAUCAAGCUCUCUAUACACUUGUAGGCUGAAUGGACUUGUUGAGGAGCCCUGGCAGCAGGCGAUCGGGCGGUGAGGAGCCUCGGGCGCGGCCUCGCCUCCCCGGCCCGGCUCCCGCAGCAGCACCGUGGACAGCACAGACCCUCUCUCCGGGACCCUGCUGUCCGCAGGAGCUCGUCUCGGGCUUCGGCGAUCUCAUCAGCACCGCGGACAGCACCCGGGCCCUUGCGGGCCUCGGCCACCCCACCAGCUCUCCAAGUCAGCACCGCGGACAGCCCCCCUGGGCCAGCCCUGAGGCCGCCUAGGAGUGGUCAGCACCCUCUGAAGAUGGCCACUGAGGUUCACAAUCUUCAGGAGCUCCGGCGAAGCGCAUCCCUGGCCACUAAGGUCUUUAUCCAGAGAGACUACAGUGAUGGUACCAUCUGUCAGUUCCAGACCAAAUUCCCCCCAGAGCUGGAUAGCCGGAUUGAGCGGCAGCUCUUUGAAGAGACCGUGAAGACCCUCAACGGGUUUUAUGCGGAGGCUGAGAAGAUCGGGGGAAGCUCCUACCUGGAGGGCUGCCUGGCCUGUGCCACAGCCUACUUCAUCUUCCUCUGCAUGGAGACCCACUAUGAGAAGGUUCUCAAGAAGAUUUCCCGUUACAUCCAGGAGCAGAACGAGAAGGUCUUUGCUCCUCGAGGGCUCCUGCUCACGGAUCCUGUGGAACGUGGCAUGAGGGUUAUCGAGAUCUCCAUCUAUGAGGACCGGUGCAGCAGCGGCAGUUCGAGCAGCGGCAGCAGCAGCGGCAGCGGCAGCAGCAGCGCCGGCGGGGGUGGGGCGGGGGCCCGGUGACUGGCCGAGAGUCCCCGCAGGGAGGUGUAUGGCCGGAGCGAGGGUCUGGCAGAUCUGCGGAGGCUGCGUUACCAGAGCACCCGCUUCUGAGUCUUUCUCUGGGCCCACCCUGCCGUGUGGCGCGGAAGGGAGGGUGACUACCCGCUGUUUCAUGUCCCCAGUCCUUUGUCCCUUGGCAGGAUCUUCCUCUUUCUGACCCUGGACCUUUCUUUCUCCCAUGGGGCUGGUCCGGGUCAUCAGAGCCAGGCUUUCCUAGGGAAGUCUGAGGGUGGGGGAAACCCAGCUUAGAUGAACCCUCUCUUCUUUGCCUUUUUCCCCCACUCCAAGGAGGACCUGGAGAAUUCCCACCCUGCAUGAUCCUUCACCGUCAAAGCCCAUGUCUACCUGGACUCUGCCCUGGGCUCUUUCUAAGGCCCAAGGCCACCAUGAGGCUCCUGCUUGUCAAUGAUCCCACCUCCUCGUUGGAGAUCUGGGGAGAUGGGUGCCCUGGGAGCUAUCCAGCUGCUCCUAAGGCUGUGUGUGGCUUUCCUGUCCUUCCCUCAGAGCGGAAAGUCCUCUCAGCCUUGCCAAGAUACACCCAACUCAGAGACUUUGCACCCCACCAGGAGCUGGUUAUGGGUGUUCAGCUUGGGACUCUGGGGGGUGGUGUUCCACUGGGAUAUGGUAAAGCCCUGUGGAUGAAUGCAGCUGGACAGAGCUUGAAUUCCUGAACUGGAGCCAAUUCCUGCAUUGUGUGCAUACUGUGUGCACAAAUGUAUGUAUGUGGGUUUAUGGGUGGGAAAGCAUGUGCACAUAUGAGUUUACAAGUGUGUGAAUGUGAGUGAGUGUACGUGUGUGACUUCACAAGUGAGUGUGAGUGGGUGUGUGCACAUGUGUGCACGAACCUAUGUUUAUCUGAGUGAAUGAGUGGGAAUGUGAGUGUAUAUGUGCACACAUGUGUGCAAGUUAGGUAUGCUUGUGCAUAAGUGCAGGCGUGUGAGUAUGAAUGUUUAUGUGUAAUGAGCAUGUGUGUGUGGAGAGAGAGGUUACUUUGUGUGUUCUUUGGCUGCUGGGCUAAUAACUCCCACGUCCUGCCCUGUCCUGUCACACAGUGGUCUGCAGCACCUCCCUGUGAGUUCUUCCUGGCCCUGUCGGUCAGUGUCCUAAGGCUGGGCUUCGACGUGGUUCUUCUUCCUGGCCUUCCUCCACCCUGGCUCUAUUGUGCACAUUCUAAUGGAGGAAAGGCUGGGGUCCUAGGAGAGCAGAGCCAACAUCUGGGUGGUCUUUGGUGCCCUUCUCCCAGGCCCCAUGACACAGCGGGGCCACAGAUGCUGCAUAUUCAGCCUGCCCAGGUGUCAGGGCCCUGAAGUCCUGCGGGGAGACUCCCUAGACAUUCAAGGCAAAUGUGCCUUGCAAGAGAAGAAGGGCUGGCCAGCCAAUGGUGCUGUGGCUCCCAGGGGGAGCCAGUGUGUGUGUGGGCAUCCUGGGGCAUGACUAUGGACAGAAAUGGGCUGCCUACCUCAGCGGGCAGGAGGUGCUAGAAGUAAACAGGAAACACCAGCCACUGUAGGUAGCUUCCUAGAGCUUGAAAGGGCCUGGUUCUCUACUGGCCAAAGCGGCAGCAUGUGACAUCAGGAGACUAUGCAGAGAGAUGGAGAGGGCUGGCCAAGGCCCUGAAGCCUCAGGGAGCCUGAGCCUGAUGAGCCCGGGUGCAACGAACCCCUUCUUCCCAAGCUGCAGCCCCAGACUCCCGACAGAAGCCUAUGUCCUCCCUAGCCUGCGGUAUGGCCAGGCAUCGUGUCUGACCUUGGCACAUCCUGUUGGGAAGGUUGGGAAGAGGCAAAAUGGAGACCUUUUGUUUUAUUCUUUUUCCAAUAAAAGGACUUGCCAGCUUGA